UCUCACGUGUUCAUUGGUGGCUUCCUUCCGACGCUGGAUCUAGGUCAGGAGGUAAAGAAAGAAAUGGGAAAAGUUCUGACGAUGAACUUCAGUGUCUGAUUGUCAAAUGGAGAGAGAAAAUCGCGAAAGUAAAGUAUGGAAAACGAACUUAGACUUCACAGUCCAGUUGGAGCAGAGCCAGUCGUCUACACAUGGCCUAUAUCGUCCUCGGAUGGAAAGGAAGGGGCCACGGAGGUCAUAGAUACGAUAAGAUGGGUAGCAGCAGAUGUUACAGAGUUAAAGUCAGCUCUCAACAACCACAUCUUACAGGAGUAUGACGUUAACAGCUUUGAGAGCAUGAAAAAUGUCUGUGAUAAAUACAACAGGACGAUAGACAGCAUUCGACAACUUUGGAAAGGAACGAGUCGACAGAGUGAGUUGGCUGGUCGUCCGUCUACCGGUCUGCUGAAGCACAUAUUACAGCAGUGUUAUAACCAAGCAGUCAGCGAUCCAGAGAGACUGAACCAGUAUGAACCAUUCUCACCUGAGGUGUACGGGGAGACUUCCUUUGACCUGGUGGACCAGAUGAUACAAUCCAUCAACUUCACUGAGGAUGACUACUUCAUAGACUUGGGCAGUGGUGUUGGACAGGUUGUCCUACAAGUAGCAGCUGCCACUCCAUGUAAAAUGUGUUACGGAAUGGAGAAAGCUGAAUUUCCAGCCCAGUAUGCCAAGGUGAUGUCCUCAGAGUUUGAGAAGUGGACGAAAUGGUAUGGGAAAGACCAUGGGCAAUAUCAGAUAGAAAAGGGGGAUUUUCUUUGCGAGGCAGUGAAAGAGAAAAUCAACAACGCCACAGUGAUAUUUGUUAACAACUUUGCAUUUGGACCACAAGUAGACCAUCAGUUGAAACUGAGAUUUGCCAACAUGAAAGAGGGCGCCAAAAUUGUUUCCUCAAAAGCAUUCUGUCCACUGAAUUUCAGAAUUACAGACAGGAAUUUGAGUGAUAUUGGGACGAUCAUGCAUGUUGCCGAGCUGUCCCCACUAAGUGGCGCCGUUUCCUGGACAGGCAAACCGUUUGCUUACUAUAUUCACACCAUUGAUAGAACCUUGCUUGAGAAGUAUUUCCUAAGGAUGAAAAAUCCCAAGUUGAAGGAUGAGGAGGAUGUAAGAAAGGAUCGUAAAGGACGACUGCUGACCUUGAGAGAUAAAAAUAACAUUGAGAAUAAAGAGAAGGAAGAAGUUAGGAAUGGGGUCUUGAAACGCAGAAGUAGGGCUUGUGUGAAUGCCUUGGAUAGCUGUUCCAAUAGUUCCUUCCCAGCAUCUCGGAACUUGGACUUUGAUAGUGCCAGUAACACCAGUACUGCAACAAGUACCACCAUGGAUGAAAAUAACCAGGUAUUUGGGGCUACCACCCGAAGGCAGUGGUCGGAAACAAUCAGCAAAUCCAAAGCCUCAGCAUUUUUGUCCGCCUGGGAUGGGGAAGAAAGUGAAAAUUCUCAUGUGGAUGUUGAAGAAGAAGAACCAAAGGAGGCAAAGGCAGCUGUGAAGACAGCCAGGAAUAAGAGAAAUGUCAGAAAGGACAAGCCCGUGGGGGGGAGAAAGAGAACAAAUUUUAGUCGUCAGUCUCGUGUGAAGAAAAACAAAGAAAAGGCCAAAUCCAAAGUCCUUGGUUUAGACAGUCUGAACUUGCUGCAUACUCACACCUUAAUGUCAACCGCAAAGUCUGAUUCUCCACCUGAAAACACGAUGAAGUGGAAUGACCUCAGCAUGACCUCUGUCUCCUCCUCGUACUUCAAACCUACCACAGAGAGUCGGUCAAUCUCCUCCCUGGAGUCAGAGCCCCCCGCCUUGCAGCAUUUGCUUGAUUUGUUCAAACAACAGUACAUGCAGUUUAUAUCUUACAUGAAAAGCCCACAGUAUAAGAUUGCCAUUCAGCGAGAAAUUGAGAAGGAAAAGCAAAGACAGCUACAGUUGAGGGCCAAGGCCUUGCAUCUUGAGACCCAGAUUUCAGGACUGCAGAAAGAGGGCGUGUCAAGACUUAAACAGAGAAUGAAGGAGCUGGGUAUAAAUGCUGAAAAUCCAUCUGAGUUCUUAACGCAAGCAAAGAAGAUCGUAACUGGACAUAAGGAGCUACAGGGUCAUUUGAGUAACCUCCAAGGUCAAGUGUCCAAUCUGGAGGCAGAGAGAAACAAACUGAUGGGUGAAACAAAUCAGCAAGUCCUUGGUCAGAAACUGAAUGGAAACAAGAAUGGAUUUAUCAAACCAGAGCUAACAAAUGAUUUGAUCAAACAUGUCAGUACCACCUACUCCCAGAAGAAGAAGUUACUUAACAAAGUGAAGGAGCUAGAAGCUGAGGUACAGGCUCUGGAGAGUGAAAACCAGCAUCUGUCUGAAGUAGAAAAAGAGAACUUCCUGCUUAUAGCUCAGGGUCAGAAACCUGUGCCAAAUCUAUAUCAACGACUUGGGGAUAUAUCUAAGGCAGCUAUACCAUCAUCCAUAGCUAUCCCAUCAACCACCGCUAUCCCAUUAUGCACAGCUGUUCCAUCAUCCUCAGCUACACCAUCAACCACAUCUCUGUCAUUAGCCACAACUAUCCCAUCCAUGAAAAGUGUAAGCAGUGCCCAUGUAGCAAAUGCAUCCAUGAAGUGUAGUCAAGUGAAGGAAGGUUUGCCUGUUGGAAUGAGGAGUAUACUAUCCCCUACUUCUCAAAGCUCAGGGAUCAUACCAUCAUCUUCUGUAGGACAAACCACUGCAGCUUCAGUAUCCACUGCACCAGUAUCUGUAGACUCUUCAAAGCAAGAUCUGAAAGUGAAAAAUCUGUCUUUACAAUCAUUGCUGGAGGCUAGUGCUUUACAGAGAGAGAAAAAUAAGGACAGUUAUGUAAAGUCCAUUGUGCCUGUAUUGGCUGUGGUAGACAACGCUAAAAACCAACAUGUUAAGGAAAACACAUUGAAACCUGUAAAUGGUGUAAAACAGAAAAUUAUAGCCCUCCAGGCACUUAAAGAUGGGGUGCCAAAACCUUCCCUCCCUGUUAGUAUACCACUGGGAAAGGUGAAAUCAGAAGAGGGUCAGACAAAACCCUCCCUACCAGUUAGUAUCCCUUUGGAUAAAGCUAGACUGGAAGAUGUGCAAAAGAACAAAACGGUUUCAACUACAAAAGAAGAAAUGACCAAGGCUGAGAGACUCAUGGCUAUGUAUUCUCCUAUCAGCAGGUCAAGUAGUGUGGACAGUACAGAUGCAGGUGAAGAAUCGGGUCAGAGUUCAGGGGUCAGUAACAUAGGCUUUUCUCCAGCAAACUCUCAGAAUCGAAACGGUAGUAACAGAGGCAGAACUAUAAACAAUUACAUAAAAGCUGUUGUGAAGGAUCAAAUUACAGGCCCAUCUAAGUCAGGAUCAACCACUACUACUCAGUUAAAUUAUUCUAAAUCUGAUGAUAAAACCAUGUCACAAAAGCUUAACCUAGCAGAAGCUUUAAUACAGAUGUCUGAAGCACAUAAUCAUGUGAAGCCCAAUAGUGUGCCAACAUUCAACAAUCACAGCCAUACAAAACAACCCACUCCCAUUAAACGUAAACCAAAUGAUCCGAUUUCUCCCAUUCUGGCUAAGAAACCAAGAAUAGAUUUAUCUCGGACCUCUCCUGCUUCAAACAAGUCCAUGACACCUGUGAGAACACCAGGCUUGGAGUCCUCCUCUAACUCCUGCAGAAACAGUCCCCUGUUCACAAAGGCAGCUGUUAAAGAACAUAGAACUGAAAAAUCCUAUAGACAUUCAAACAGUAAGCCUAAACCUAAAGAAAUUACCAGUGGGUUUGAUGCCCUUGUAGCUCUGGCUUCCUCUGAACUAACUAAAAAUAAGCGCACAGAAAAACAGCUGAAAUCUGGUUAUCAUCACCAUAACAAUGUGCACAAGAAAUCGUCAUCUCGAUCUCACCAAGAUCAUUCCAGAAGUGCUCCUUAUACUAAAAUAAAGCCAUCAGGGCCAAGAACACCCCCUGGGAGCCCACCAGUCCACAAGCAGGGCCCAAGAACACCCCCAGGGUCACCAAGUCAGUUUGUAAACAAUCAAAGGAAUGAUAUGAGAACACAUUUAAAUGGUAGACAUAGAAAUUUGUCUAAUCGUGGUCGAGCCCAGUACAGAAGGAGUGAUACCCAUGGGUCUUACAGUAGCAAGAGCCGAAGUUCCAGUUAUGACUCCAGUCGCAGUAGUCGAUCCCGAUCGUCAAGUAGCUCUUCUUGUAGUUCUGGAUGCUCGUAUUCCAGCAGAAGUAGAUCACGUAGUUCGAGCUGUAGCAGUAGUUGUAGCAGAGGGCCACCAGCUAAAAGGUCACCAGCAAAACAUCAACCUGCUACUCCUAAACCUGCUACAAAACCCAUGAAAGUUAGCACUUCUUUCCAACCGAUAGCAUUAAAAACCAGUAUAGCCAAUGCAACCCUAAAUGGCAGCUAUCGUAUUGUGAAUAGUAACGCAACUGUGAAUAAUCCAGCUAUGAUGAUAAUGGCUAACAAUGCAGUAAAAUCAGGGAAUAAUUUAAUACAAACUGCUGCUCUGGGAAACCAGACUAUUCCUGCUUCGUCUUUGACCAACAAUGUUGUAGUUCUGCAGUUGAUGCCACAGAGCUCAGGGACCCCUGGGCAGAUUAUCAGAACUUCUAUACCAGGGACACUUGUGACAUCCCAACCACCUCCAUCUCAGGGAAAGGCUGUCAACAACUUUAACCAGCCAUUACAACAGUGCUCACAGGUUCCUCCACCCCCUCCUCCCCCUGGUAGCAAUGUAGUCCCACUCAGUAAUGGAUUAGUACCCCCAGCUAAUGGCAUCCAGCCAAAUGGACCUAGCUUUCAGUUUACCAUAGAUAACAGAGGAGGUACUGUACAGACAUUCAAUUUUCCAGAUUUAACAAGGCCACCACCUAAUAUUGCAGUGAAACCAUCCAACGUUACUCUUCCAAUGCCAGUAGCGAAUUCUAACAGACCUCUGCUCCCAUUACCCAAAGUUCAACAGAAAAGGAUGCCCUCACCCUGUGGGCAAUCUCCCAUCCUAACUGUGAACCACAGACCACAAGGCAGUCCCAGUAAUGUUACCAUACAGCCUAGACCUAACCUGAACACAGUACAAAAUGGAUUUCCUGAGAGACCAUACACUACAGUAGCCAAUAUGAACAACAAUUUUUCACCGCCACAAAAAUUUAAUGAAACACAGCGGGGGCAGGCACUCAAGCCCCGAAUUCCGCAACAAAUAAAUACUUUCCGUGGAUCGCCAGUCACAAUACAUCCAGCACCCUCUGGUGUUUUACAGGGAAGUAACUCUAACCCUAGGCAGAGGUUCACUACUUUCACUGUGCCAUUCCAGGUGUUUAACAAGGAUCAAGGCAAUAUUCAACAGCAGUUUGGAAACCAAAUGCAGACUGGUGACAUAAAUGAUGAUUCUCCUUAUCUCAAGUGUCAAGUUUGUGAGAAACGGUUUCAUAUUGAGUGUUUAAAGUCUGGUACCCCCUCCUCUAUGGUUGGAGAUGUAUUCUUCAAUUUGACAUGUUCCAAUUGUGCAGAAGAUGGCCAGGAGGAAGUGAAGAGAAUGAAAAUGCAGUGGACACAGGUAGUAUACCUGGCCCUAUACAAUCUACAGACACUGGGGCAGUCUGGGAAGUGUGGCUACUAUAGGUGGAAGGAACACAUUUGUGCCUACAUAGACAGACACUGGAAUACCUUGUUUGGGUCACAUAGAAAGAAGACCACCCUGUGGCAUGGGACUGUAGCAGGGACAUUGUCCUCAGGAUGUCCUCACCACUUUACAUCUGGUGCCAAUGAACUUGGGGAGACAGGCUGGUGGAGGCUAACUACAAUGAAGCCUCCCUAUGUCAAGAAAGUGAGUACUACCUCUGUGUCCACCCCAAAGUCCAACAGACGCAGAGGUCCAAUGCUGGACUCUACAGUGAAGGUUGAAGGGCUGAGGAGUCGCAGGGGAAAAACAUCCAUAGAGUCCGCCAUGGAACUCAAGGCAAAGAGAGAAACUCUUCUGGAGGCAAAAGAAAUGAGAAGGUCUAAGUCAUCAACCCCAGGAGUUUCCCCUGUUCAAAGUGAGACUUCAGACAGCAGCUCACAGUUUACAACAGGACAAGCCUUUUACAAACAGGAGCCAGACUUUAUUGUAAUUAAACAGGAGGCUUCUGAAUCCCUGGAUACCAGCUUCAGUCACAAUCUUUCUGGUAACCGGAGCUUUGUGUCCAUCGCAUCCUCUGGCAGUGCUUCACAUCGGAGCCUUUCAGAGUCCUUCAGGGAAGUGGACGAGGACAGUCAGUUCUCCUAUGCAAGCAGCACCAGGACAGAUUCAUGGUUGACAGAACAAGAACUUAAGCCUGAUGCAAGUCUGCCCUCAAUGUUAAUGUCUGAUGAUCAGGAUAUGGAGUCUGAGAGUGAUUUUGAGAUUGAUCCAGGGGCAAUAACUCCUCCACCAGAAUCUCCAAUACAGAGGGAAGAGUCACCUACCUUGCAAGAUAUACUUAGCACUGUGUCAUCUACUGAAGAUAUAUCAAGUAGUCAGAACUCAGAGGUUGCUUUAAGAUCCCUUAUGGAACAAAAGGACAACCCCUCAACAUCAUCCCAAUUGCAGCAAAGUGCCUACAUGGAGGAACAACUAAUAUUUCAAGUAAAUAUAAAGAAAGAGCCAGAGGAGGAGCAGGGUCAGAGACAGGAAAUCCAGAGAGAUCCGGAGGAUGAGGAUUCAGUGGUGGAUUCAGAGUCAGAGAGUGACAGUAAUGAGGAUGAGGAGCAGGAGGAGCCAGGUACGUCCUCACAAUCCUGGAGCCAGCCUGUACAGAGGAAGAAGAGGAGGAUAGGACAGGGAGAGGAAGAUAGAAAGGAGAAUAUAGAACCAGCUCCUCCCAGGGUGCACUUAAUGAGCCUUUAUGAAGAAAGACAGCUGUUAAAAAAGAUGAACAUGGCUGCAGAUGCGGGGCCUUUGCCACCAGAACUUCAUCGACUGAGACGGAAACUUAUUGUACGACAGCAACAAAGAGAAAAUGGGCUUCCAGUCUUUGAUGCUGAUGCUCAGAUGAAUCAACUCGCACAAAAAUUCUGGGGAGAUUCUUGGGAAAAUGAGGAAAACAAAGAAUACAACCCAAAAGGUGUGCCCACAUCUCACCUGUCAUCAGGAGAGACCAGGGUGCUGGAUCGCUUUCAGGUGGCACCAUUAGUUUCCCACAUGGUAAGGUUACAGCAGCCCACAUUCAUCAAUCGACUCAUUGGAACAGAUGAUGAUCAGCUGACCAGCAUUAGGAGUCCUUAUACCUCCAGGAUGCUGAAGCCAUUCAUAAGAAGAGAUUAUGAGUCUCGUCCAUUGAAAAUGAGAUUAUUAGAAGAAAUUAAGGCAUAUCCACACAGAGACAAACAAGAUUGGAAGCCUUUACCACCCCCUCCCGUUGACUAUUGUUACGUUCGUCCACAACACAUCCCCUCUGUCAACACGUUGUGUAGAGAGUUCUUCUGGCCUGGAAUAGACUUGUCAGAGUGUUUACAGUAUCCAGACUUCAGCUGUGUGGUUCUAUUCAGGAAAAUUGUGAUUGGGUUUUCUUUCAUGGUGCCUGAUGUGAAGUUUAACGAGGCAUAUAUCUCCUUCAUCUUUACUCAUCCUGAGUGGAGAAGGGCUGGCAUUGCUAAAUUCAUGCUCUACCAUCUUAUACAGACUUGCAUGGGAAAAGACGUGACAUUACAUGUGUCAGCCACAAACUCAGCCAUGUUGAUGUACCAGAAGUUUGGAUUCAAGCCUGAGGAAUUUAUACUAGACUUUUAUGACAAAUAUUACCCUGAGGAUUCAAAGGAAUGCAAACAUGCAUUUUUCUUGAGACUAAGAAGGUGAAACUAAACAGAAUAAUGUAUAGCAUUGUGAUAUGCUAAAUAAAAUGUAUCAAUAUGUGAUGAUUUUGCGUAAGAUUCCAUUAAAAAUCCAGAUCAGGAUUAUAAAAACUGAAUAGAAAUA
Molecule: messenger RNA, 7950 nt
Organism: Saccostrea echinata
Lineage: Eukaryota; Metazoa; Mollusca; Bivalvia; Ostreida; Ostreidae
Exons: 41
Coding region: 136-7830 (2564 amino acids)
Biological process (GO): DNA damage checkpoint signaling; DNA repair; regulation of transcription regulatory region DNA binding
Cellular component (GO): nucleus
Molecular function (GO): acyltransferase activity, transferring groups other than amino-acyl groups; histone H3K79 methyltransferase activity
Source: RefSeq, a predicted model, not a curated record